CAACGGUGCAGAAACUAUUCGAGUACCUGGUACCUAAAUUUGUCGAGACGUUCGCGGACAGUUAAUCUAUUUAUUGCUAAGAUGCAUCCAGGGUCGUUGACCUAUGGUAUGUCGCUCGAAUAAUUUUAGGCAGUCACGAAUUUGGAAAUUAACCGUGCCACUGAGCUCGAAAUUAAAAAGGAGGAGCAUGGUCAAGAUCAAUGAAUACUAACCACACGUGUCUGUUCUUUUUGAUCACGAAUGAUUUGCGUUAUACGAUAUGUUUUCAAUAUUUAUUCUCUUCCAUUUUCUUAUUUCAUAAAUUUUCGGAAUACAAAAUAUAUUAAAAUGAAAAACGAAAAUUCUGAAUAAAUUUUUGAAUGUAGAAGGAUGAUGAUAUAUGAUGAUAUAUGAAUUUUUAAUAGCAUAUUAAUCAAGAACGAUCUAUAGAUCUAUAGAUCUAACGUCUGUUAGAUUAUCUAACGCACGGUGAUUUUAUAAUAAGUUAAAAGACGUUCAACAGAAAGAUUCAAACAUCUUGGAAUACAUUAUCGAUUGUAAAUUUGCGAAGUGAAUUUGAUUAUUCGACGACCCGAUUUCUGGUGGUAAAUUCCGCGUGGAAUUUUGAUUAAGACUUGCCAACCGAAUUCGCCAUCAUGAUUUAUUUAUACGCAUGUCCUCAAAUGAAAUAAUAUUGGAUUCGUAUCGAAGAAAGUCGCCUUUGCCGAAGAUUCUCUAUCAAUUUUAACGCUGUUCAAAGCAUAAAAUAUUAUACGUGAUGUAUUUUGCAAUAAAUGUAUACGUGAUUUAAUAAUCCAGCCGAUAUUCACUUAGAAUACAACUUCCUUAAGGUAAAGAGAUUAGUGUUAAUAAAAAAACUCGAAGGAACGUAUAUCCAUUCGAAGAAACAAUGGAGAAAGGGAAGAAUGAUGAUUUUAUUGUGAUUCUUAUUUCAAGUGAGAAAUCUUUUGAUUAAAAAAUAUUCUAAAUUAUAUUAGAAACUAUAUUGAAAUCGAGAUUAAUUGUGAUUAAAGUUAAUAUAAUAUCAUAUACGGAUUGUUAUUAUUUAUUUUUUUUUCUUUAUCAACGAAACAAUAUAUUCUUACGGAAAUGUCGAGUUCACCAGAUGGGCGGAAGGCCCCUCCUCCGAGGCUGAAGAUUCAACUUCCUUUACCAGGGCAGUAUUAUCCGCAGACUGGUAUGGGAUACGUUUCAACCCCGUAUGGUCAAACUCCUAUGCCGAUGACACCGGUUUCCGGUCAACCGCAGAUGCUUUACGCGAACAAAGCCAGCGAAUUUGUAUUUAGCCAGUUCAAAGGUAUCAAGGAUCUGACCAAAUCUGGAUUGAGCGUCGGCGAGAAGAGCGCAUUUUGGCUUUACGAGAAGGUCAGUUCCUGGAGCAAACGAUGGUUCACGCAUAUUUUCUUAUUUGUUAUCGUGCUUUUGUACAGUAUUGGAGGCGCGAUGAUAUUUGUCACGAUCGAGGGAACCAACGAAGAAGUGGCGCAUGGUAACAUUCGAAAAGAAAGGUGA
Apis florea (little honeybee) is the source of this 1512-nucleotide messenger RNA. RefSeq lists its product as uncharacterized. Gene Ontology annotation, molecular function: outward rectifier potassium channel activity; potassium ion leak channel activity. Gene Ontology annotation, cellular component: plasma membrane. NCBI's taxonomy places the organism in Eukaryota, Metazoa, Arthropoda, Insecta, Hymenoptera, Apidae. Gene Ontology annotation, biological process: potassium ion transmembrane transport; stabilization of membrane potential. The record is from RefSeq and is a predicted model, not a curated record.